GCUGUCCUGACCUCCUCCUGAAUCUCUAGCCUUGCUCAUUGUGUGUGCCGAAUCAUCAAAAGCCGUGAACCUCGCAACGACAAUACUGCAGUACUGCCACCAAAUCAGGCGCAGCAGCCAAGAUGAUGAUUAGGAAUUACCUGAAGCCUGCUUGGCUACCACUGCUUCUGGUAUUGCUACAGGUCACCAGCGUCCUGGCGCAGGAUGCAAACGCCUCCGAAUCUUCCACCACAGCGGCAUUAUCUGCCUCAUCGUCGCCAUACCCAACAAUGCUUCAGUCGAGCACCAGCACAAAUUCAGAGCCACAAACACACACCAUUCAGGUCGGCUUGUUGGAUCAUAAGAUGCGUCCCGAGGUCACCGAAGCCGCAGUAGGGGACUUCAUCGAGUUCGACUUUUACCCUCUGAAUCACAGUAUUGUGCGCGCUGAAUAUGGCUUUCCAUGCAUACCGUACGAGAUGACUGGAUCUGCAAAGACGGGAUUCUUCUCAGGCUUCAAUCCGGUGGACAAGGUGGUGGACAAGCCACCGAAGUACACCAUCAGGGUCAACGAUACGGAGCCCAUCUUCUUCUACUGCUCUGCACCGGGAAGCUGCAUCACGUAUGGAAUGGUUGGUGGCAUCAACUUGAACAGCAGUAUGAGUUUCGACAAGCAGCGCACUUUGGCGAUGGACGCCUCCUAUAUGCUGCAACCUGGCGAACCCUUCCCAGCUGAAUCGCUCCUUCCCUCCGGUAGUCCAGCAUCACCCGCCAUACCCUCCUCAUCCUCCACCUCAUCUCCAGCACCUGCCGCCUCACACUAUUCAGGUGGAAUCGGCACCGGCGCAAUCGCCGGCAUAACCGUCGCCGCUGUCAUCGUGCUACUCGGCGCUGCCCUGCUAUUCUUCUACUGCGGGCGCAAUAAAUCGCUGAGCGAAGCCAUCGAACGACGCAACGGCACCAUUCGGCGUACUAGUAGCUCUCCGAAUCAAAUGCUUGAGUACAAGACACCUAACGUGCACACGCACCCUCACCGCCGUAGCCAGGGGGGAUUGACAUUCCUGCCACAUCCUGCUGUGCACCCUGCAAGCCAUCCUGGGAGCCCAGAGCCGGCAGUGUAUGGACACGGACAUCAGAUGAGUAUUGGUGGAGGGAACUUCCAUGCGCCGCAGGGGUACGAUACGCGAAAGUAUACGGGUCCCAUCACUGCGAAUCCGUAUCAUGUUGUCAGCCCUGGGAGCCCGCCACCGGGGAGCAUGGGACUGAACGGACAUCUGUUCAUACAAGGGCAACACGGUCCCCGAGGCGGCACCCCGGCACCAGAAUACUACGAGGCUUUCCAGCCUAAUGGCCAGCAGGUCCAGGAGAGGGCUGUGGAGAUGGAAGCUAUUACUGCUGUGAACCACACGGAUGAUACUAGUGAUUUGAAUAGGAGGAGCAAGUUCUGACUCCAGACGGCGAUUGUGGGAGAGGAGUGUGAUGUAUAUUUAAGGUGCUCGCGAUGACGUGGGAUGGGCUCACUAGUCGUUUCAACGGAUGAGUGGGACUAUGACGAAGUGAGCAUAUGGUUAUUUCAUGACACAUAUAUUGGGUAUGUGUUGGGGCUUUUACAUCUUUUGUGUGUACAUAUGUGGCUUGCGAGUUCUUCUCCGGGGCACUAUCAAUUCCCAGUCAAGUGCAGUCUAGUCCCGACAUAAGUACGGUAGCCGAAAUCUACAGCUAUAUAUCAG
This is a messenger RNA of Didymella exigua CBS 183.55, 1709 nucleotides long. RefSeq lists its product as uncharacterized. Bases 123 to 1427 code for a protein of 434 amino acids. The record is from RefSeq and is a predicted model, not a curated record. The transcript is spliced from 3 exons. Lineage: Eukaryota; Fungi; Ascomycota; Dothideomycetes; Pleosporales; Didymellaceae.